Molecule: messenger RNA, 5132 nt
Organism: Zootoca vivipara (common lizard)
Lineage: Eukaryota; Metazoa; Chordata; Lepidosauria; Squamata; Lacertidae
Gene: SERPINE2
Product: serpin family E member 2
Biological process (GO): negative regulation of endopeptidase activity; negative regulation of plasminogen activation
Molecular function (GO): serine-type endopeptidase inhibitor activity
Source: RefSeq, a predicted model, not a curated record
AAAGGCGAGUGGGCGCCGCCCGGCCGCUUCUGCGCUCUCUCGCCGGCGGGCGGGAUAAAUGCGGGAUUCGGGGCGGCCGCUCGGCUUAGUCGCUGAGCUGAGCGGGAGGAGCAGCAGAGAGGAAGCUCAGCCGCCGCCGCCGCUCUUAUUCCCCCGGAGAGGCGCUUCUCCAGCGAGGGCGAGAGAGGUGAGGGCUCCUGAGGGGGUGACUUCGCCCUGGGGGUCGCGCUUCCCCCCCCCCUCUGAGAUUGUUUUGGGUUAGGAAUCAUGAACGGGUGUCUUCCUCUCCUCUUUGCUGCCUUGAUUUCUGCGUGCCUUUGCUUCCCACCGAGUCCUCUGUCUCUUGAGGAACUGGGCUCAGACAUUGGGAUCCAAGUUUUCAAUCAGCUGGUCAAAAGCAGGCCGAAGGAGAAUGUUGUGGUUUCCCCGCAUGGAAUUGCAUCAGUACUUGGAAUGCUUCAACUUGGAGCCGAUGGCAAGACAAAGAAACAGCUAACAACAGUGAUGAGAUACAGCGUAAAUGGAGUUGGCAAAGUACUGAAGAAGAUAAACAAAGCCAUAGUCUCAAAGAAGAAUAAAGAUCUUGUGUCAAUUGCAAAUGCUGUCUUUGCAAAAAGUGGCUUGAAACUGGAAGUGCCUUUUGUUUCAAGAAACAAUGAAGUCUUUCAGUGCAAUGUUAAGAGUGUGAACUUUGAGGACCAGAACACUGCCUCUGAUACUAUCAACCAGUGGGUCAGAAAUGAGACCAAGGGUAUGAUAGACAGCAUCAUAUCUCCGGAUUCUCUUGAUAGUGAGCUGACCAGAUUGGUGCUGGUAAAUGCAGUAUACUUUAAGGGACUAUGGAAAUCACGUUUUCAGCCAGAAAACACAAAAAAGCGAACGUUUAACGGAGCUGAUGGAAAGACUUACCAAGUGCCUAUGCUGGCUCAGUUGUCAGUGUUCCGAUGUGGCACAACAAGUACUCCUAAUGACUUGUGGUACAAUAUCAUUGAAUUGCCCUACCAUGGCGAAAGUAUCAGUAUGCUGAUUGCUCUGCCCACGGAAAGCACAACUCCUUUGUCUGCUAUUAUUCCUCACAUUAGCACAAAAACGAUACAGAGCUGGAUGACAACUAUGGUGCAGAAGAGAGUGCAGGUUAUUUUACCCAAGUUUACUGCAGAGGCAGAAACAGACUUAAAGGAACCUUUACAGGAGCUUGGCAUUCGAGAUAUGUUUGAUCAGUCAAAGGCAAAUUUUGCAAAAAUAACAAGAACAGGAAACAUUCAUGUAUCUCAGAUCUUGCAAAAAGCAAAAAUUGAAGUGAGCGAAGAUGGAACCAAAGCAUCUGCAGCAACAACUGCAAUUUUAAUAGCCAGGUCAUCCCCACCUUGGUUUGUGGUAGACAGGCCAUUUGUAUUCUUCAUACGGCACAAUCCUACAGGUGCCGUUUUGUUCAUGGGACAAGUCAACAAACCUUGAAUGUGGGAGAUUUUCCUUUUGAAGCAAAUUUUAAAAUGAAUGCCCUUCUUCCAUUAAAUAUUUUUGUACAUUAUUAUUUGGCUAUGAACUAGCAUUUAAGUGUGGUUGGUCCGACUAGGUUUUGAAAAGGAGUUUUAAGUAGCUGGGGAGUGUUGUGGAAAAACAGAAUGCCUUUUCAAAACAAGAUUCUUAAAACUACUGAUUAGUUCCCUGUGUUAAUAACUUUUGAAAUUUGGGGGUGGGGUGGGAUCUUGAGUAUUUUGUAUUGUGAUUUUAAGUCUUAACCAGAGUUGGAACUAAAGGAGCAACUUUGAUUUCUGUUUGGUUUGUACAUAAAUGCCCUCCUACUGCUAUUGCCAUCCACCGAGUAGUUUGAUGAGGCAUUGCUGUAAGAAUUUCAAAGCUUUAGCCAUUUUUAUUUUAUAUUGUGCAUGCACUGUUGAGACUUAAAACAACUAAUGUCCCAGUUAACGCCUUUUCAUUGGUGUAAUGUUCAAACUUGUCAUUGCUAGUAUACACUUUCUAUGGAUUUAAAUUUUAUAUUUUUUUGUACAAAGGAAAAAAAAUAAAGUCAUUAUGAACAGAUGAAAGCAGUGUAGUAUCAAAGUGAUGUUGGCAGAGAUGAUUAGUGAGUUGGAUGUAAAAGGUCAGCUGUCAAGUGGAAGGAAACACAAGUUUGAAUUCUCUGGACUGAUGGGAUUUUGCUGUGCUCUGGUAUGCGGUAACAGCUCCAGCAAAGACUGACCUCUGUUUACUCAAUAUUCUGAAAUGUUCCAGACUGUAUUAUGUAUGCAGGUAUCUUAAAAUACCAUUCCCGGUGGUAAUGCAGGGACAAGAUAAUUGUUCGUUAAGAGAAAUUCAUAAAAGUGUCUACGGCUUGUAUAGCACCAUAAUUAAAUACAGAAGUAAUUGUUAACUGGACACAGCCACCUCCUUUGGGUAAACCUUUUUCCGUGUGUGUUUUUGUUGUGUGUACAAAUAAGAACGAGAUUAGCUAUGCCAUCCCUUGGGCCUGUUGGGUUUUGAAUAUUCUGCAGAGAAGUCCGCAUAUUUUCCCACCAGCUUGAUGCAUUUUAGCUGCCCCAGCUGAGGCCAGGCAUUUUCUCUUUACCUCUCAGUGAUGUUAUUCUCAUGAAGGUUAAUCUCUAUUCCAGGAAUCCCCAAACUGCGGCCCUCCAGAUGUUUUGGCCUACAACUCCCAUAAUCCCUAGCUAACAGGAUCAGUGGUCGGGGAAGAUGGGAAUUGUAGUCCAAAACAUCUGGAGGGCUAAAGUUUGGGGAUGCCUGCUCUAUUCAGCUGAAUGGAAGUUGUUUCUGAUAUCAGUUACUGUGGUGGGAAUGUAUCUGAGGCAGCCAGCGGUUUUCAUCUUGUAUGUAAAGGGAAAGAGAAACACUACAUACAUUCUCCAUACAAUCAGCAGUAAAUGUUCCUUCCUGUUUUGGAAACAAUAACCUGUGCUAUAUUUGACGCACGCUGACUUUCAACACAGGUUGAAAACUUACUAGUACAUGUUACCAUCUUCAUGCUUGUUUUGGAAUUAUCCCAGUUACCAUUUUUUGCUGUUCUUAUUCAUUUAUACGUCUUAGGACUGCUUCCCACUUUCCCCAAAACAUUGGGCCAGUAGGUAUACAGCUUUAAUUAGCAAAUUUGUCACGUGGUAAAGAACCUGUAAAUUAUGCCCCUCUGUCAGCUGCACAUUUGGGAUAUUAAGCUAGUGGUGGAUGGUUGGGGAAGGACCCUGAGUGAGAGGCAGGGAAAGGAAGACCUCCUGGGGUUAGAGACAGGGGAAAAGAAAAGGAAUCUCCCAAGCAAGAGCUGGGAGGGUUCAACAUUUGCGUGUAAAUUAACGAUUAAGAACUACCUUGGAGAGAGGACUCUGCAUUUUCUGUUUUCUUUCUGUGUUUUCGUUUUUAUUUAGAUUAGUUUAUUUAAUCUUACUGCAUUAUGAAAAAGAUUUAAUGAAAAUUCUUAUUUCUUAAAAAAGGAAUAUUAACCUGGGAAACUGAAGAAUAGAUUAUCCAUUCCAAUUGAGGGUGGGCAAUAAAGUCCUUGCAGAACAUAACAGAACAGAAUCCUGUAAUUUUGCAAAUGAUACCACUUGAUUAUUAUAGUUUGCUAUACAGUACUAUAUACAGUAGGCUUUUUUUUCUCCAAUCCGGAAAAGGUAGGGGUAGACUGGAUUGUGUUUUUAACAUGCUCUAAUGUGCCUGAAAAGCUGGUGUUGGAUUUACCGCUGUCCCAUUUGUGUUGGACAGGAGUCAUCCCAGAUUAUUCUGCAUGCAGAGGAGAAAUGACAAGCAGAUGCUUAAAGAAACAGUCCCUGUGGCUAGCAAUAAACUCAAACCAUGGUUUGAUCCUGGCUUGUUCUUGCUAACCAUACUCUUAAAGAAGGCAGAGUUCCCAGAGGUCAGACACCAUGGAGCUAUGAUUUUUAUCUUUAAAAAAAGAAGUUUCCAAUCUCAUUGGGGGCUAAAGAGGAGGAAGGCAGGAGUACAGAAGCCUGAUGCUCAUUCACGUAGCAAGGAACCAUUAUUUCAGCAGAACUAGGCCUAUAUGUAAACUCCUGUUUUAUACUAGGCUAAAGUUUUUUUUAAUAUACAGCCCCACCCUGAGGAUAAGGUCAUAAAAUAGCAUCUGCUUUAAGCCUCUGCUCCCAAAUACUAACCAAAAUGGAAGAGCCUUUGAGAAAUGGUUCCCUGGAGGAUCACAGAUGAAAACGCUAGCAGCUGAAAUGAAGAGAUGUCUCCACACAGCCAACGUGUGCCUGGUUAUUCUAAGAGCAAAUACAUAGUUCCUCUGCUUUUUUCCAAAAGGAAUUGCAGAGGGGGACAUAAAUAUACCAUCUAAAUUUUCAAGAAUUGCUUCAAAAUCUUCAGUUUGAACCUCAGUGACCCCAUAGGAGCGAAGGUUCCACUUUGUAGAUAGGAAACUGAGACUGAAAAUGACUUGUCAAAAGUCCCAUGGUGCGUUCAGACCAGUAUUUGCAUGCCCUAUACAGUCAUGUGAAUAUUAGAGCCCAUAUUUCUCAGCCGAACACUGGUGUUUUAAUCACAUCAUUUUGUAAUGUCUGGUUUUGCUUAAGACAUUCAUUUCUUUGUCUCUGAAACUACUACCGGUAGGUCAUGUGUGUUUGAGAGCUUGUUCAGCUUUUAGACAACUAAGUGGUCUAGUUUUAAAAAGAAAAAAUGUUCUAACUUUGGUCAGGAAGAUUUAUACAGCUGCCCCUUAUUCCUAUAAACUCAAUUAUUAAGCAUUCCAUUCAAGUAAGAAAUGUGCAAGUGGGAAACCAAUUGGCGCAAGAGGUUUUGUACCCUGGUCACCUGCCUGGCCCCGCUAUUCCCCACCUUAGUAUUUGCUUCAGCAGGAGUCUGCAUGAGGGGUGAUGUAGUUUAUGAGCAUCAGAGCCUAUUCAAUUGCAGUCUCGUUUGGUGUAUGUAUUGUUAGUAUGCAAGCUUAUCUCUACUACGUAAUAUUUAAACCUACAAAAUUGUGCUCUAUUUUGAAAGUUGUUGGGGUUUUUUUUUUUGCAAGGCACAGUCUGUUGUCAGAAUAUUUUGAAUAACUUGUUUUCUGAGAUUGAAUUGCAGAGGGUUUUUUAUUAUUAAAAAGGUUAUAGCACCAUCUUGUGGUCAGAUCACUGAUAUAACAUUGAAUAAAACCUUUUAUCUAUUUA